Molecule: messenger RNA, 1339 nt
Organism: Olea europaea var. sylvestris
Lineage: Eukaryota; Viridiplantae; Streptophyta; Magnoliopsida; Lamiales; Oleaceae
Product: fatty-acid-binding protein 3, chloroplastic
Exons: 4
Coding region: 148-1146 (332 amino acids)
Biological process (GO): fatty acid metabolic process
Cellular component (GO): chloroplast stroma
Molecular function (GO): intramolecular lyase activity; fatty acid binding
Source: RefSeq, a predicted model, not a curated record
GAGCAAGACAAUCUGCAGUUAAUGUUAAUUCAUAUAAGAAUAAUGCACCCUAAAUGUUUGUUGAUAAGUGGACCCAGAAACAUCACAAGCACUUUUCAAGGUGAAAUUUCAGGGAUUUCUUCUGCUUGAAUUUCAUAUUACCAGAGCAUGACUUCAACAGUUUCAAUUUGCACCCCAAUUUUCCAUUCAUCAGCCACCAAUGCCUCUGAUAUAAACCCUAGACUCUGCCUUCUUGUGAAGACUGCAAAAAGCCCAUUAUCAGCACUGAACUGUAAAGAAAUAAUCUCCCACUCUCCCACAUCUCCUCUUCAUGUUUCGGCCCAUAAGCAAUCCAGAUUUUAUAAGCAAUCCAGAUUUUACACCCCCUUUUCACCCAAAGCUGCUUCCUCAUCACCAGAGUACACAGAAGAACCUGAGACCAAGGUGAAGUUUCAAAAAUCACUGAGCCUUCCAGGUUGCUCCUUGUCUUUGUCAUUACUUGGAACUGGAUACAGAGAAAAAGUAUUUGCAAUCAUUGGAGUGAAAGUGUAUGCUGCAGGAUUAUAUGCAAAUGGAUCCAUCUUUAAUAAGUUAGAUGCCUGGAAAGGGCUUUCAGCUGCAGAUGUGCUACAGGAUUCAUCAUUGUUUGACACAAUUUUUUGGGCUCCUGUAGAGAAAUCGCUCCAUAUUAUUCUGAUAAGAGAUGUUGAUGGUAAAACAUUCUGGGACGCCUUAGAUGAAGCUGUCUCCCCAAGAAUCAACUCACCCACUCCAGUUGAUAAGCAUGCUCUUUCCACAUUCCGUAGCAUCUUCCAGGGACGGGCCCUUAAGAAAGGAACUUCCAUAUUUUUGACUUGGCUGGACCCGACCAAAAUGCUUGUGAGUAUGAAAUAUAUCUUCAUGUGUUUGUCCAUUGCUUUUUCCUUCCCCGUUCGUGGAAUAGAAGUUAUUCUCUUUUCCAUUAUCCCCUUCUUGUCUAAGCUAAAUUGCUGUCAUGUGCACUUACAGGUUUGUGUAUCAUCUGAUGGGUUGCCUUCUUCAGUUGAUGCUGCAAUUGAAUCACCAAAUGUUACAUCUGCUCUCUUUGAUGUAUUUCUUGGAGGUAAUCCGGUCUCACCUUCAUUGAAAGCUUCAGUUGCUAAUGGUUUGGCAAUGGCUCUUAUAUGAUUAAAGGCCUGAAGGGUUGAAAUUUCUGUUUGUUUUUGAGUUUCUAAGGGUAUAUAUAUAUAUAUAUUUUUUUUUUUUUCAGUAUCCAUUAGUUGAAUUUUGUAAUGUUGAGUAGAUUGAGUUUUGGUGUGCCUAGAAAAAAAGGGGUAUUUAUUGGUUUAAUCAAUACGUAUAUUCUGCAUAUUGUGAAGAA